Molecule: messenger RNA, 4184 nt
Organism: Bursaphelenchus xylophilus (pine wood nematode)
Lineage: Eukaryota; Metazoa; Nematoda; Chromadorea; Rhabditida; Aphelenchoididae
Source: the annotation of a GenBank genome assembly
AUGUCCUCCAAGAGUUGGGGGAUACCGGAGUUGGCGUUGCGAGUGGAAGCGGCGGCCCAGAAGUUCUUCUACAGGAUCGGGUUGUUCAUCGCCGAUUACCCAUGGUGGUGUUUGAUCGUGAGGUGAGGGCACUCCCUUUUUUGACCAUUCCAGACGUCUUUUGAGUGCCGUAAAAGUUUUAGUGGCAGUAAAUUACGAUUUGUCGAUUUGAGGAAUUUAAAAUUUUUGUUUGUUUUUAAAACCAAUUUUCUUAAUUUUUCUGUUUUACAAAAUGUAGCACAGUAAUUAUUUUAAUAAAAUAAAAUUCGCAAACUAAGAUUUUUUGAGUCUUCGGGAAUUUCUUCUGCGAAAUUCUACAUUACGUUCAAAAUAAAAAAUAAUUUUUACCGCCACAAUAACUGCAAACUAAAAAAUUAAUUUUUCCGGCUAAUUUUUUUCUAAAAUUUCUGCAUAACGCGAUUUAAAAAAUCCACAAGCUAUUAUGUUCAAUAAUUUUUCUCGCACUUUUCGUUCCUGUUCCACAAUAACCUGUGUAUUUUCAGUACAAUCGCCGCCUUCCUGCUCAGUGUGGGAGUCAUCAAUUUCAAAGAGGUCAAUGAUGUUAGAGAUCACUUCAGCGCCGACAAUUCGCCCAGUCGAUUUGAGUUCAAAGUGGCCCUGGAGUUCUUCAAAGAGCUUGGCCAACCAUUCCACGUCAUUGUGGCCAUGUUGGCGACGGACCGAGGCUCUAUUUUAAGGCCGGGGUAAGAAAACUUGCUCAGGGAAAGCCAGCCUUACAAAUUUUCAUUAUAUUUCUGUAUCUUAAUCUCAUUUUUACACUCUAAUCAAACGUUUUAGAUACAUUGAUCGAGCCUUGGAAAUCGAAGAAUAUCUUCAAUAUAAACUCCGAGUAGAGCAUGAAGGUCGCUAUUACACGUAUUCUGACUUUUGCGGAGCUCAAUGUGAGACGAGUGAUGCCGUCAGUAUCUUCUUGAACAUGUACAGAGAUGUUCAACAUCGAGGAAAAGCAAACGUCAAGCUGACUUUCCCAACAAUGGAUGUUUUCGGGCAUAGAGUUUAUCUGGCGAACAAUAUCUUCAAGGUUCAGUUGAAUAAUCGGUAAGAAUGGGCGAUGUUGUGGGUUAGGGAAAGGCUUGACACUUUUGAGUCAAGUGUUUCAUAUAUUAAUAUAUUAUAUUUUGAUCAUCAUUCUGUAUAAUCUUCUUGUGGCUUCGAAACUUUAUAAUAAUUUUUACACUCCUUUAUUUCCAGAUCGCACCUCAUCGAAGGCGCCGGUCUCAUCACAAUCAAUUUCCACGCCAUUUGGGGCAAUGACACAAUCCACGAAGUCAUGUCCAAAUGGGAGCAUGCAGUUCUCGACUACUGUCUCAAAACUCACAAUGAUUCGUUGAUCCAGCUCCACACAACCUCUGAAGGUCUGAUGUCCGAAGAGGUGCGUCGAACUGGAAUCAAGGCCCUUCCUUUGAUGAGCGUCACCUUCUUUGUCAUCUUGAUCUUUACCGUUGUGACGUCGUUGAAGCGGGAUCCGGUUAGGAGCAAGCCUUGGGAAGCGUUUGCGGGUGUCAUCUGCCCCAUUCUGUCGUUGUGCGCAUCGUUUGGACUGCUGUUUUGGGUGAGUUUCCUGAAACGAAAAACUGAAAAUGUGGACCUGCACAUGAAAAUAAAUGUUAUAGGUCUUCUGGAAAACCAUAAUGAUAUACAAAUUUUACUUUUUAGCUUGGAGUUGAAUUCCUUCCAAUCGUAACCGUUGUUCCAUUCCUCAUCUUGGCCAUUGGGGUCGACGAUGUUUUUAUUUUCCUCCACUCCUGGCAUCGGACUGAUCCCGAGCUUCCAUUGCGAGAGCGAGUUGCUACCAUGUUGGCUGAUGCCGGCCCAUCCAUUUCGAUUACUUCUUUGACCAAUCUGCUCAGUUUUGGAAUUGGAAUUGGAACUCCAACUCCGGCUAUUCGAGUGAGUGCCAUUUGGAUUUUGUUAUGUCGCAAUCUGGUGCAAAUCUGGAUUUUUUUAAAUUUUUUAAUUUUAUAGGUAUUUUAUAGGUAUUCUUGUUAGCAACGAGUAGUAUAAAAGUGAUUUUCUUGGAGCAAAAGCUAUAGAGAGAAACAUUUUCUGGUUUUCCGGCACUUUUCGUUUUGUGUACCUCUCAAAAAAACUUCUUUGCAUGUGUAUUUCGUAGGACCAAGAGACGUAUUUUAAAAAUUAACCCGUUUUUUCAGGUUUUCUGUCUUUUCACCACCGUCGCCGUGAUCUUUGAUUAUCUAUACCAAGUGAUCUUCUACUCGGCGAUCAUCAUGAUCGGUGGAAUCCGCGAAGACCGUAAACUGAACGCAUAUGUUCCCUGCAUCAAGGUGCCGGAUCAUCGUCGUAUUGCCCGCGAGUCUUCGUUGGAAGAUAAGCCGCAUUGGAGAAGAACUUUGGAUGCCUUUGGCUCCAGAUUUGUCGACAAUUGGGUCGAUUUCUCAAUGAGUUGGACCGCCAGAAUUGGGCUGACCUUGGUGUUGGCUGGUUAUUGGGCCGUUUCCAUUUAUGGAGUGUUCCAAUUACAAGUUGGAUUGUCUUCGGAAAAGCUGUUCUUGGAUGACUCCCCGUUGCUGGAGUUGGUCCGGCUUCAGACUAAUAUCAUCUUCAAGGAGGGAGGACAGGUAAAUUGUCGUAAAUAACCGCCUAAAAAGUGGUAUAAUUUUAUAGUUUCGCUCUAACAUCACUGUUAGAAAACGCAUUACCAAAAAAAGUUUUUUUACUCAUAACUUGUUUUCAGAUGGCCGUAUUCAUCAACACACCCGGCGACCUCCGGGAACCCGACAAAAUCCCUAAAAUUAUGAGGAUAUUAGAGCAUUUCGAACGCGCUGAAGGAAGUGUUGGCCCAUCUUCAACCCAGAUGUGGCUGAAUACUUAUUUGCCAUUCAUUGGCCUUCAGAAUCACGGAUCCAUCGACUUCAACUACAAGUACCUGCCAGAGUUCUUCAGCCUUCAAGAAUACCACAGAUGGAGUCAUUUUGUCAACUUGGGAAGUGAUCAGUAAGUCAUUAUUGGGUUGUAAAAGUGUGAAAAAAACUCUCCAAGUGUAUAAUAGAGAUGGAUAUAUAAUUUAGAGGGAUUAGAAGAUCAAUGAUGACUUUGAUUUUUCAGAGAUUGCGCUGAGGAAAGGCCCACUUGCAUCAACAAAUUCUUCUUUUCCACUGGUUUCCACAACGCCGUCACAUGGAGAGAUCGCUUCGUUCUGUUGCAGAAUUGGAGAUCGAUUGCAAUGGAAUACCAGGAAUUUAAUCUUACGGUCUAUGAAGACUUCAGUAUGUAUGCCGACCAGGUAAAUAAAAACAUAGCAGUAAAAUAUAUAAUGCUAAAAUUAUAAAUGUAAAAAGUCUUUCAAAUUUUUCGAUCUUUCAUGUUGCUUUUUUCAGCUUCUCACCAUCCCUCCAGUGACCGUCCAGACGGUUGGGUUCGCUCUCUUCUGUAUGAUCGUGGUCCUCAUUCUUUUCACCCCCAAUUUAUCGACUGUUAUCCCCGGAGUUGGCAGUGUGUUAUCGAUUAAUGCUGGAGUUUUCGGGCUCAUCUUUUAUUGGGGAAUUGAUUUGGAUCCAAUUUCAAUGGCUUCGACGUUGAUGGCCAUCGGAUUCUCGGUUGAUUUCGUGGCUCAUAUCACCUUCCAUUAUUACAAAGGUGAAAUCGCGGUAAGUUUUUUCGUAUUUUACAAUUGUUUAAAAAAUGUCUCUGAACGUCUUCAAGAUUAAAAUUGAUAACUUUGAAGCAAUAAAGACCUUUUUUGACAACAACUUUUCUUUUAGGACAAGCGAGAGCGUCUCCGCCACGCCCUAGUCUCGAUUGCCUGGCCCAUGGUCCAAGCUGGAUCCUCCACUGUCCUAUCUCUACUCGUCUUGGCCACAAUUCAUGCCUAUAUGGUCCAAGUGUUCGUCAAAGUGGUUACAUUGGUUGUUUGCCUCGGUCUUCUCCAUGGUUUAAUUGUACUGCCAAUUAUUUUCGCAUGGAUUCCAUUCAACAAGUUCAAUGGGAAUCACGAAGUCGCGGCUAAAAUCUUGCGAAGAAAAUCGUCUGUAGCACCAACGAAAAUCGCGAUCCGACCCGUCGAACCAGAGGCCCAGCCACCGCUAGCAUUUCUGGAGUCACUGAAGAAAAAAGAAAUCGAUGUGGAGGAAAAUAAGCCCAGGAAAGAUCAGGGAAGAGGAUAA